CCGCCGUGCGUGUCCUGCCUUGUGCUCGCCAAAAUCUAGGACGGGUGGCCGCGAGUUGGCCGCCUGGCUGAACGUGACUGCUGAGUGGAACCGUGCUGACCACCCCUUCGAUCUCUUUCUCAUCACAGAGAAUGUGGUGCAAACUCCAGGAGACUUGAGCCUCAAGGCUUUCUGUCUGGACCCAGCGUGGUUGCAGUCCUGCACUUUCUGGCUUGCAGGAGGUCAAAGGACAGCACGCAGGCACUCGGAAACUAGGCUGUGGCCAUGGGCGAGGCAGUCGGUGCUGAGGAGGCCAGCCGGCACAUUGGAACUAAAGAAGAAUUUGUUAAAGUCAGAAAGAAGGACCUGGAGCGGUUGACAACUGAAGUGAUGCAAAUACGGGACUUCUUACCCAGAAUACUAAAUGGGGAGGUACUGGAAAGCUUCCAGAAGUUAAAGAUUGUAGAGAAAAACCUUGAAAGGAAAGAACAAGAAUUAGAGCAGCUGAAGUUGGACUUCGAACACUUCAAAGCCCGCCUGGAAACUGUGCAGGCCGACAGCGGGAAGGAGAGGAAGGAGAAGCUGGCUCUUCGACAACAGCUGAUUGAAGCCAAACAGCAGCUCCUACAACAGGCCGAGUAUUGUACAGAAAUGGGAGCGGCCGCCUGCACCCUCCUGUGGGGUGUCUCCAGCAGCGAGGAAGUUGUCAAGGCCAUCCUGGCUGGAGAAAAGGCUCUGAAGUUCUUCAGAAUCACCGGUCAGACAAUGGAGAGUUUUGUGAAGUCACUGGAUGGCGAUGUUAAAGAGCUGGAUUCUGACGAAAAUCAGUUUGUUUUUGCACUGGCUGGAAUUGUAACAAAUGUUGCUGCCAUAGCAUGCGGUCGUGAAUUCCUGGUUAAUUCUAGUCGGGUGCUCCUGGACACCAUGUUACAGCUGCUGGGGGACUUGAAGCCAGGACAGUGCACCAAACUCAAAGUGUUAAUGCUGAUGUCCUUGUACAAUGUGAGCAUCAAUUCCAAAGGCUUGAAAUACAUCAGUGAGAGCCCAGGAUUCAUCCCUUUGCUAUGGUGGCUUCUAAGUGAUCCAGAUGUAGAGGUGUGUCUCCAUGUACUGCGGCUCAUCCAGUCUGUGGUUCUGGAACCGGAAGUCUUCUCCAAGUCAGCCGCUGAGUUCCGGAACUCUCUACCUCUGCAGCGCAUCUUGGCCAUGUCGAAAAGCCGCAACCCGCACCUGCAGAGCGCCGCCCAGGAGCUCCUGGACGACCUCCACACCCUGGAGCGCAAUGAGUAGGUGCGCUCAGUCCCAGGGGGUCUGGUGACGUGCCUGUGUCCCACUCUUCCCAGUUCCUCAGUGUGUAUCCAAGCCAUCUCCUGGUGCUGUGUGUUAGAGGUGGCCCGGAGGGUGACUGACAGGAGAUAGGCAGAGUGGAGUGGUAUUCCACAGCACUCUCUCUGGAAAGACACUGCACUGUGAGUGUUGAAUCUUGCCAGAGCAGGGAGUCCUCUGGAAAAGCCAUUCCAGGACUACCUGCAAGAGGCCUUCCUAGAAUAGCUCCUCACUGCCCCAUACACUGUCCAUGCCUGUUCAUUACCAUAAAGAUGGGAGAUCCGAUCACCGUCUGCCUGUGGUCAGCAUUUCUCCACAUACAUUUCUUUGAAAAUCAACUUAUUCUCUCUCUAGUAAUUGGAAUGAAUACCUCUGUUAUGCAGGUUUACCUUUAUAACCUUUGGAGACCCUGUGAUUUCAUAUGACGUUGUACAUUUUAGUUGUUUAUUUUUGGGGCCUCUAUUUUUGAAU
Dipodomys spectabilis (banner-tailed kangaroo rat) is the source of this 1776-nucleotide messenger RNA. RefSeq names its product heat shock transcription factor 2 binding protein (gene Hsf2bp). The record is from RefSeq and is a predicted model, not a curated record. Gene Ontology annotation, cellular component: cytosol. The transcript has 9 exons. Bases 265 to 1269 code for a protein of 334 amino acids. NCBI's taxonomy places the organism in Eukaryota, Metazoa, Chordata, Mammalia, Rodentia, Heteromyidae.